Molecule: messenger RNA, 858 nt
Organism: Labrus bergylta (ballan wrasse)
Lineage: Eukaryota; Metazoa; Chordata; Actinopteri; Labriformes; Labridae
Source: RefSeq, a predicted model, not a curated record
GGGAAUUGACGUGGUGAGAAACAAGAUCAAGAUGUUUGCUCAACAGAAAGUCACACUGCCCAAAGGACGCCACAAGAUCAUUAUCUUGGACGAAGCUGACAGCAUGACUGAUGGAGCUCAGCAGGCGCUCAGGAGGAUCAUGGAGAUCUACUCCAAGACGACUCGCUUCGCUCUGGCGUGUAACGCCUCCGAUAAAAUCAUCGAGCCGAUCCAGUCUCGCUGCGCCGUGCUGCGUUACUCCAAGCUGACAGACGGGCAGAUCCUGGCCCGUCUGCAGGAGGUGGUGGAGAAGGAGAGUCUGUCCGUGUCUGAUGAUGGACUGGAGGCCGUCAUCUUCACCGCCCAGGGAGACAUGAGACAGGCGCUCAACAACCUGCAGUCCACAAACUCGGGCUUCGGCUACAUCAACAGUGAGAACGUGUUCAAAGUGUGCGACGAGCCCCACCCCCUGCUGGUGAAAAGCAUGCUGGGACACUGCGUGGACGGGGACAUUGACAAGGCCUAUAAGGUGAUUGAGCAGCUGUGGGCGCUGGGUUACUCUCCAGAGGACAUCAUCGGGAACAUCUUCAGGGUCUGCAAGACGUACCAGAUGGCCGAGUACCUCAAACUGGAGUUCAUCAAGGAGAUCGGCUACACUCACAUGAGGGUGGCUGAAGGUGUGAACUCUCUGCUGCAGAUGGCCGGUCUGUUGGCUCGACUCUGCAGCAAGACAGCGCCCCCUGUUGCCAGCUGAACCCAACACCACCCCCCCUGAUGGAGCUGCUACCUCCUCACAGCAGCAGACUGAUAGAACAGAGCAGUGUGUGUUUUGACGUGUGUGUUCACAUUUUGUAUAGAAAUAAUAAAGAGUCAUUUUCA